AUGUGCUCUGAGAAGGGCUCCAGGUGCACAGGCACGCUGCUGUUGACCCUGGCCAUCACGGCCGUCAUCGCCAACCUCCUGCUAUACUUUCCCAACGGGCAGGCACUAGAGCCUGACAAGAUCACAGACUUGGUCUGGUUUUUCCACGGCUUUCUUGGAGCUGGACUCUUGGUCAUGGUGCCAGCACUGAUGCUUCUAAGAGGAGAUGGAGAGGGAUACUGUGCUCACAGAUGUGGGAUGCUGUUCCCUGUGCUUCUGGCCACACAGGGCACCAUGGGGGCCAUAUACUGUGUGGUCAUUUCUUCACUGGGUUUGCUUUGUGGGCCCUUCUGUGACAUUGGUGGUGGAAACUACACUUACCCUUUCAGGAAUGACACUCUGGAGGGUAACUACUUAUUCAAUCAGCCCACCUGGGCCACCUGCCAAGCACCUGAGAACAUUGUCCUCUGGAACGUGGUCUUGUUCUCCAUCCUCCUGGGGAUUGGCACUGUGGAAGCUGUGCUUUGCCUUAGCCACAUUGUCAGUGGACUCUGUAGCAUCUGCUGUGGUACAUGUGUUCAUAAAGGACAGGUCAGUAUUUCUAGAACCAGCAGUUUUCAAGUCUUUUCCCCCUUACCAGCUCCUCCCUAUCUCUCUGCUCCCCCAAUCCCACACUCCCAAAGGUGUCUCCUUUAA
Choloepus didactylus (southern two-toed sloth) is the source of this 675-nucleotide messenger RNA. RefSeq names its product transmembrane 4 L6 family member 1-like. Gene Ontology annotation, cellular component: membrane. Lineage: Eukaryota; Metazoa; Chordata; Mammalia; Pilosa; Megalonychidae. The record is from RefSeq and is a predicted model, not a curated record. The transcript has 4 exons. Bases 1 to 675 code for a protein of 224 amino acids.